AUGACACAUUUACACAAGAUUGUUUUCAUUCUUGCUAUCUUGUUCAUUGCCGUUGAUGCCAAACAUAGACAUAAAAAAAACUUAAAAUUUCGUCAUGAGAUUCCCAGGAAUCCCUUAUUCCCACACUUUCCACCGUUUGAUCUACCCGGAGAGAAUAAUGAUCUACCCGGAGAUAUAGAUAAUAAUUUUAAUGAUAAUGGUAAUAAUAAUGAUAAUAACAACAACAUCGACGAUGAGAAUCCCAUUUUUAAGGUUCCUAAACUCGGGGAAGGGAUGGAGAAAAAAGAUGAUUUUGAAAUAGCUUCUAUUGGUAGUUGGGAACUGAUUUCACAGAAUUCUGGAGUUUCAGCAAUGCAUGUUAAUUUGUUGCCUUCAAAUAAGAUUCUUGUAUUUGAUGCUAAAAUUUAUCGUAUGUCAAGAAUCAACUUACCAGAAGGGGUUCCAUGUCUUCCAUACAAAGAUGCUAACAAUGUAGAUAGACUUGAUUGUUUUGCUCAUGCAGUUGAAUAUGAUAUUGAAACAAAUCAAGUUAGACCUCUCAAGAUAAAUGGGGGAGAUCCUUGGUGUUCAUCUGGAGGACUUUCACCAGACGGUACACUCGUGAGUACUGGUGGCUUUGCCGACGGUGCAAGAACCAUUAGACACUUUGGUGGCGGUUGUAUAGAUUGUGAAUGGAGGGAAUAUGAUCAGACAUUGACUGAAGAUAGAUGGUAUGCAACUCAACAAAUCCUUCCAAACGGAGAAUUCAUAUUGGUGGGAGGAAGAAGAUCAUUUAGCUAUGAAUACAUCCCACAAGCAGAAGGACAAAGAAGUGAAAAAGCAUACCUUUUCCCAUUUCUAUAUGAAACAUCUGACAUAGAUGAAAACAACUUAUACCCUUUUGUCCAUCUUUCCACAGAUGGAAACAUCUUCAUCUUUUCUAACAAUCGUUCCCUUCUUUUGAACCCGACAAACCACAAAAUAGUCCGUACCUUCCCCGUUUUACCAGGCGGCUCACGUAACUACCCCGCUUCCGGCCAGUCGGCUCUCCUCCCAAUAGACCUAAACGCCGAAACCCCUAAGGCGGAAGUCAUUGUCUGUGGUGGAAAUGUUCCCGGAGCUUUCCAGUUAGCCGAAACAAAGAAAGCAUUCCUUCCAGCUCUUCAAGAUUGCAAUAGGUUAACAAUCACAGAACCUUUUCCUGAAUGGGAUUCUGAAAUGAUGCCAUCUAGAAGAACAAUGGGAGAUGCUAUAAUCCUCCCUAAUGGACAAAUACUGUUCAUCAAUGGUGCACAAUUAGGUACAUCUGCAUGGUGGGAUGCAGAAGAACCAAACUUCAUACCUGCAUUGUAUAAUCCAGAGAAACCUAAAGGUAUGAGGUUCAAGGAAAUGCAGGCUAGUCAAAUUGCUAGAAUGUAUCAUUCAACUUCAGUUUUGCUACCAAGUGGAAAAGUUUGGAUUAGUGGAAGUAACACACAUGAUACUUAUAGAGAUAAAGAUAAAUAUCCAACUGAGACUAGAGUUGAAGCAUUUUCUCCACCUUAUUUGGAUGCAGCAUUUCACAAAUACAGGCCACAAAUUAAUGAAGAAGCAUCUGAAAAAGAGUUAACUUACGGAUAUUUAUUCGAAACAGAAUUUUCGGUAGAAGAUGGUGCUGGUUUAACAGUAAAUGACAUAAAGGUUACAAUGUAUGCACCACCUUUUACUACUCAUGGUUUCUCCAUGGGUCAGAGACUUGUGAUUCUCAAGAUUGACGAGCUUACUGAACAAAUGCAAGGAAAUUACAGGGUUAGGAUGGCGGCGCCGCCAUCCGGGGAUAUUGCUCCUCCUGGCUACUACUUGCUCUAUGUUGUUCACCGUGGCAUACCAAGCAAUGCAAUUUGGGUGUGGAUUCAUUAG
This is a messenger RNA of Trifolium pratense (red clover), 1878 nucleotides long. RefSeq names its product aldehyde oxidase GLOX1-like. Lineage: Eukaryota; Viridiplantae; Streptophyta; Magnoliopsida; Fabales; Fabaceae. The transcript is spliced from 3 exons. The record is from RefSeq and is a predicted model, not a curated record. Bases 1 to 1878 code for a protein of 625 amino acids.